Mandrillus leucophaeus (drill) is the source of this 516-nucleotide messenger RNA. Its product is annotated as histone H3.3C-like. NCBI's taxonomy places the organism in Eukaryota, Metazoa, Chordata, Mammalia, Primates, Cercopithecidae. Gene Ontology annotation, cellular component: nucleosome. Bases 1 to 516 code for a protein of 171 amino acids. The transcript is spliced from 3 exons. Gene Ontology annotation, molecular function: structural constituent of chromatin; DNA binding; protein heterodimerization activity. The record is from RefSeq and is a predicted model, not a curated record.
AUGCAGAGGAAGAUAACUGAUGGCAUCUGGGCACCUGAUGAAAGAAAAGCAUGUCCUCAGAAAGGCAAUGGAGCAGCUCGGAAAAAGAAGGAAAAAGGUCUCUAUGCCGUGGCUCUUACAAAGCGGACUGCCAGCAAAUCUACCGGUGGUAUAGCAUCCAGGGAGCAAGCGGCUACAAAAGCCGCUCGCAGGAGUGCGCCCUCUACUGGAGGAGUGAAGAAACCUCAUCGUUACAUACCUGGUACUGUGGCACUCCGUGAAAUUAGACGUUAUCAGAAGUCCUCUGAACUUCUAAUUCGCAAACUUCCCUUCCAGCGUCUGGUGCGAGAAAUUGCUCAGGACUUUAAAACAGAUUUGUGCUUCCAGAGCGCAGCUAUCGACACCAACCUGUGUGCUAUGGAUGCCACACGUGUAACAAUUAUGCCAAAAGACAUCCAGCUAGCACGACGCAUACGUGGAGAACGUGUUUCACAGUCCACUAUGAUGGGAAGCAUUUCAUUAACAAAAAUUUUUUAA